AUUUUCUUACCGACAGUCCAGUAUAGUAUUACCAUACUCGAGUACAUUCCCAAUUAGCAAAUUGUACUGAAAUUGUCUACUGAUCCUGCAUUUCCAGAGUCCAGUCCAUGCUCUGUCUAUUGUGAGUGGCACCUGUUCUAGGCAAGCGCCUACGACUCCACGAAUAGUAUGAUUUGACUGGAUAGCAGUGGAGAGCACAUAAACAGAGGCAGUCCACUGUAUGCUCCUUAGAUGCUCCCGCUGAGUUUCUCCAGAAUUUUUGUCUACCUUCGAUUUUCCAGCAUCUGCAGUUCCUUCUUAAACUUGUUAACCACUGUAUAUCUCGGUAUACGUGUCAAUAAUAAACCAAUACUUAUAAUUUUUGAAACACCACACCGCAUAUGCAAUCAGCAAACUCCAAACAGUUAGUUAGUCCCAUUUCUGUGGGCAAAUAGGACUAACUUAGAUGGGACAUCUUGGACAGCAUGGAUGAGUUGGGCCAAAGGGCCUGUUUCCGCUCUGUAUGACUCUAAUACAUCAAUAACAAUGAUUUUUAAAAAAAAAUCAUUUUGUACAACUAUAUCGGUUGAGGGACGAAUAUUGGGCAGGACAUGCAGGCAAUAGUGUUUACUCCGAGCAAGUUCUAUUGAUCAGUCUGAAGAAGGAUUUUGGCCUGAAACGUUGCCUAUUUCCUUCGCUCCAUAGAUGCUGCUGCACCCGCUGAGUUUCUCCAGCAUUUUUGUGUACCUUCGAUUUUCCAGCAUCUGCAGUUCCUUCUUGAACACAAGUUCUAUUGACCUUGGGUUCCAAUGUUGCCAAUGACCAGUUGAACUUGGAGAUGCAGGCAGGUCCUCCCGGCCGGCAGGGGGCGCCGGGGCAGCAGGAGGCGGGCCGCUCUUUCCCUCCCCGCACUCUCUUUGACGCUGGGCCUCCAAGAUGGCGGCGCCUAGGGCUUCGCGGAACGAGGAUGCUGCCUGACCUGUUGAGUGUUCUCCCUGUCGCCACUCAAGCAUCUGCAGUCGUUUGCUUUGGCGUGGGAGGUGGUGGGCGAGGGGUGGGAUCGUUGCGUUAGACCUUGGCGAGACGGAGGACCCUCGUGAGGAGAUGGAGGUUGCCGAGUGCCCGUUGGCUGGGGCGGGCGAGCUGCGGGCCAGUGUUGAGAGGGCAGAGGCCACGUUCCCCCCCGGUGCCAGCGACUCCCCCUCAGACUCCCUCUCGGAGGGUCACGUGGUCACCAUGCAGGCACAGACCCACCCUUUGCCACAAGGACACCUGGCUCCAGACUCCGAGCCGACCAGCGGCCGUGGUGACUCUAUCCCUCUGCCAGAUGCCUUGGACGGAUUGGCUGCCGGCGGCGGUCAGCUGACAGGAGCUCCCAUGCCCUCCGACCCUCAUAGACUGGACGUGACGAGAGAGAGCUGGGACCUCCUGGAGACGGCGCAGGUGCUGAGCGAGAUUGCCGGGCCCUUCCCGCCGGGCAGCGGCACGUCGGAAGAGGAGAGCCCGCCCAAUCCCUUGGCCCGGGUGUCCGACCCACACCUCCUGGUCCUGUCGACGGCGCAGACGGAGAACCCCGAGCUUCAGGUGACCGAGGAGGUGAUUCUGGAACUCCCCAACGGCAUCAAGAUGUACGGCAAAGACCUGUCCGGCCUUACGGAGCUCCUGCAUCCAACACAGGUCCUCCUGCAGGUCGGCCCUCGGAAGUUCACGCUGGCCACGACUGACGCGCUGCUCCCGGCCGGCUCUCUGGUCUUCACCGUGUCACAGGAAACGACGCAGGAUGAGACUCCGGUGAAGCAGCCAGAUGCAGAAGUGGAAGGGAGCUUGUACAGAUGUUACCUCUGCAGUUUGACCUUCAACCGCCGUGGCAAUUACGUCCGACACAAGAAAAUCCACAUGGUCAACACCGAGGAGGAUGCCAGGUACAAGUGCCCCCACUGCGACCGGCAAUUCAUCCAGCAUUGUGACCUGCGUAGACACACACACGUCCACACAGGGACCCAACCCCACAAGUGCGAGCUGUGUGGCAAAGCUUUCCUCAGAGCAAGUGACCUGGUGGUUCACAGACGGUUCCACACCAAAGAUCGACCCUUCCAGUGCGGCCAGUGCCAGAAAUCCUUCUUCCAGUCUGGUGACCUCCGGCGGCAUGUGAGGAACAUCCACAUGACCAACGCCCGGAUGUUGAGCUGUGGCCACUGCAAGAAGAAGUACAUCAAGGAGGCCACGCUGCUCCACCACAUCCAGACCGUGCACCAGGAUAUCCUGCUGCACACCCUGAAGGAACAGGAGCAACACAGCAGUGAUGUGAUGGUGGCGGAGGUCGGAAAUGGAGACGAGGACGAGAGGGUAUUGAGCGGCUACAGACUGCCGCACGUGGAGACAUCCACUACGGAUGAUAACGUCCUAUCAACCGAGGCAGGUGUACAUGGGGAGACUGCUUUGGAGGAGCCACAUGCCCCACAUUACGAUACAGAGACCAAUCCUUCUGUCUCAGGCCAGCUGUUGGAAUCCACCGUCACGGACAGCGCGAGGGGACAAAUGCAAGCUCUCCUAGGUUGCAGUGGGUCAGGACCCGGCCUUGUGUUGAUAGACAUGCACCCUGCGGUGACCAUAGCUUAGCGGCUGGAGCUGGGAAAGCACUGAGACUGACCACCAGUGAAGUGAACUGACAUUUCUUCUUUGCCAAGCACAUGCUCCAUUUUUCAUCUGCAGAGGAAGAUGUGAUCCUGUGUAAGUUUGCAGUUACUUUAGAGAUACAGCAUGAAACAGGCCCGCCGAUCACCCCGUAACCUAGCACUAACAUACAGACGAUUUACAAGUUUACCAAAGCCAAUUAACCUGGAUGUCUUGGAAGUGUGGUAGGAAACCGGAGCAUCCGGAGAAAACCCACGUGGUCCCAGGGAGAAAGUGCAAACACCAUACAGAUAGCACCCGUUGUCUGGAUCAAACCCGGGUCACUGGCGCUGUAAGGCAGCAACUCUACUGAUGCACCAUCAUUGAUCCUGUGUUAUGUUGAAUUGAAUUGUACGGAACUGAAACAGACCUUUCUGCCCAUCGUUAACCAUUGAUCCCAAAAACAUUUAAUUCUGACCAAGGAAAGCUCGGCAUUCAAUAAUACCAAUUGUGGCACUAAUCUCCAGGGUUCGGGUGCCAUUAUCACACAACUUGUAUUCCACUGGAGGAGCCCAUGGUGAAGGAAAAUUUAAUGCUCAAUAUCAGCUUAUACUUGGAAUGACAAAGUGCUGGAGUAACUCAGGUGGUCAGGCAACAUCGCUGGAGAAUAUGGGAUAGGUGAUAUUUCGGAUCGGGGUCUGAAGUCACCUACCCAUGUUCUCCAGAGAUUUGGAAUAUUAUUGGAGAAACAAUUCAACAGAUAUGCAGUCACAUCUCUGGCCCUUGUUCAGCCAUCUGUCAAUCAAACCCCCCUCACUCGAAUCUGAAGGGUCCCAACCCAAAACGUCACCUAUCCAUGUUCUCCAUGGAUGCUGCCUGACCCGCUGAGUUACUCCAGCACUUUGUGUCUUUCAUCAGUAAACCAGUUCCUUGUUUCUACGUGAGCUUGGACUUACCUUGUACUAUUGCUGAUGUUUUAUUCAUGCUGAUCUUUCUUGCUCCAGUCACAGGGAGGAGGUAUGAAUUUUAAAUUCCCCUCCUAUUCCCAUUCUGGUGCACACCCAUUUCUCCCACUAUCCCACCAGUCACCUUCCUCCUUUCCCCUCCUCUACGCUCAUCUCUCUUCCCGAGUCCUUAGUUUUCCUUUUAUCCCCCUCUUUCCCCUUACACCCAAUAUCCUUCCCUCCACCUUCCCAUUUCACUCUUUUUAUCUGACACCUUUGUCUCCUUUCCACCUCCAGCCAGUCACCCCCCCCCCCCCAACCUGCAUUCACCUAUCACUUGCCAGGCUUUGUCUAGCUCUCUACCCCUUUUCCAGCUUUCUCCCUCCUCCAAUCAGUCUAAAGAAGGGUCCCGUCCCGAAAAUGUCACCUGCUCAUUCCCUGCACCGAUGCUGCCUGACCCGCCGAGUUCUUCCAGAUCUUUGUUUUGCUUGAAUUUUGAACUCUACAUUAGAAAAAUAUUUUUUGAUUUGAGUUUAGGAAAUGAAGUACAAAAUUGCCACAGCCAGAGACGCAUUUUAUAAUUUAGGAGUGGUGGUUCAGAAAUAAUCCUGACCUUGGAUGCGAUCUGGAUGGAGUUUGCGUGUUCUGUGAUCGUAUCGGUUUCCUCCCACAUCCCAAAGACAUGCGGGAUUGUAGGUUAAUUGGCCCUCCGUAAAUUGCCCUUAGUGUGUAUGGAGUAGUUGAGAAUGUGGGAUAACAUAGAACUAAUGUGAAUGAUGGUUGGUGUGGGCCCAUUUCUACACGGUGUCUCUAAAGUAAAACCUACUCCCAGGAGCAACAGGCCCACAGAUCCUUCUCACAACUUAUCACCAUGUCUAAAUGCUGAAACUCUCAGCCAAAAUCAAGGAAGGACAUCAGUUCAGGAAGAGCACUGUGGGAACAAAAUAUGGACACUGGCAGCAAUGCUCAUGGCCUGAAAAGGAAGGGGAGACAACAUUCUGGAGGGUGGAGGGUGGUAGAUGAGGGAUGCGGGGCUUGAUGUUUUCGCCAGUCCUACGCACUCUUACCAGCAGGGGGCACAGUCCACCAGUCAGGAGUAUAAGCUGAGCAUCCAGAUCCUCCCGAGAUGCUGCUUGAUACGCAAACUACUUCAGCACUUUGUGUCUAUCUCCAGAUCCUUAACAUGACUGCUAUGAAGUGUAGACACAUUGUGCAAAGUUUGUUUCAGAUCCCAAAGACUGGGCACAAAAAAAGACACCAAGUGCUGAAGUAAUGCAGUGGCUCAGGCAGCAUCCCUGGAGAAAAGGAAACCAUGACAUUUCGGAUCGAGACUGCUUUGUUCUUUUCUCCAGAGAUGCUGCCUGAGUUACUCCAGCAUUUUGUGUCUAUAUUAGGUGUAAACCAGCAUCCGCAGUUCCUUCCUACACCCUUCAUACUUAGUUUGAAGGAUUCCGACCAGAAAUGUCAGGCAUCAAUUAUACAACCCGAAACGUCACCUGUCCAUACCCUCCAGAGAUACUGCCUUACUCCAGCAGUCGUUUUUUAAAUAAACCAGCAUCUGCAGUUCCUUUUCUUUUUAAACCAAACACAGGGCUGUUCUGUCCAAAGUGUAGAUACACAAUUGUUCAUUGUCACGACUGGGGCUUUGGAUAAGCAUUUAAAUGAAAACACUUGCAAAUCACUUUAACCAUUUUAUAAAUGUACAUAUUAUAAAGAGCUUGUACAGAUAUAGAAUUACUUUGAUUAGGAGGAAAGAAAAUAAACUUGUAUUCUGAAAACAA
This is a messenger RNA of Leucoraja erinaceus (little skate), 5317 nucleotides long. RefSeq names its product zinc finger protein 154-like. The record is from RefSeq and is a predicted model, not a curated record. The coding region runs from base 1084 to 2598 and encodes 504 amino acids. The transcript has 10 exons. Gene Ontology annotation, cellular component: nucleus. NCBI's taxonomy places the organism in Eukaryota, Metazoa, Chordata, Chondrichthyes, Rajiformes, Rajidae.